Molecule: messenger RNA, 692 nt
Organism: Diachasmimorpha longicaudata
Lineage: Eukaryota; Metazoa; Arthropoda; Insecta; Hymenoptera; Braconidae
Product: odorant receptor 2a-like
Exons: 2
Coding region: 68-490 (140 amino acids)
Biological process (GO): sensory perception of smell; detection of chemical stimulus involved in sensory perception of smell
Cellular component (GO): plasma membrane
Molecular function (GO): odorant binding; olfactory receptor activity
Source: RefSeq, a predicted model, not a curated record
UGAAUCGGGCGACCGAAAAUAUUUACCAAUUAAUGAACUCGUGAGGCGACACAAUCACCUUCUGCGAAUGUGUUUGCACGUGGAAAAGGUGUAUAAUGUCGUUGUUAUGUGUCAUUUAAUGAACAAUUUGUGCUUCACAAGCAGUGCUCUGAUGCUAAUAUUAACAACAUGGAAUGAUAAACAAAUGGGACAGGUGAUAAUAUUUGGAAGUACAACAAUAUUUCUUUACGGUCAAAUAUUUCUAUAUUCGUUGGUAGGUGAAGUAAUGAAGACGAGAUCCGAAACAUUACGUUAUUCCGUUUAUAAUUGUCGGUGGUAUAAAUUACCGUUGCCAGAGCGUCGGAAGAUUCUGUUCAUUCUGACAAAAAUGCAAAAGCCUAUGGACUUUACCGCUGGUAAUUUCUACCGUUUGAACCUGGAGAACUUUAAAAAUAUUGUUAAAUUUACUGUUACAUUGUUCUCUUUUCUGCGUCUCUCCCUGAAUAAGUGAAUUACCAUUUGUUGCGAUGGCCAAAGGAAAAUAUUUUUCAUAUUCCUGGAGCCCAAAUAUUUGUUUCCCGCGGUUGAUUUGAAUUUUUAACCGAUCGAUGGUCAUUCGUGGGAGACUAACCGAUACGAAAUUAUUUUUAUGACACGUGAAAUAUUUAUUAAUCAACUUAAUUAUUAAUUAAUUGUAAAGAAUGUUAUUUAGA